This is a messenger RNA of Cuscuta europaea, 3163 nucleotides long. NCBI's taxonomy places the organism in Eukaryota, Viridiplantae, Streptophyta, Magnoliopsida, Solanales, Convolvulaceae. The record is from the annotation of a GenBank genome assembly.
UCAUUUUUGUUGAUUUGGAAUGAUUUCGCAGGAAUCACGUGUAAAAAACACGCACAACCGAUUCCACCCAUAAUCUCACCCCAUCCCUCGGAUUUGCUCGGAUUUCAAACAUAAAAAAACCCUGCCUGUUUCCUACGCCCUCCCUGCUCGGAUCUUCUCCAAUUCUGUAGCUCCUCAUCCAAGGUAGAUUUCGUCUUCGCUUCUUCUUCCAGAUUAUGAGCGAGCAAAGACUGUCCAGAUCCCUCUGUUCAUCGCUAGCUACCUCAAAUACGAACGAGCCAACCCCUGUCCAGAAUCUCUAGAAUGUUUUCAGUUUGCCCAACUGCCACAAAUUUUGGCUGCUAGGUAUAAAUAUGUAUCAAGUUGACAUCAAACGUGAAGAAGAUGACACAAAACACCCACCUCUACUCGCAACAACUGCGUGUGAGGGUUCAACCAAUGUAGGGGGGCAUGAAGGCCAAGGUGCUACAAAGAAGCAACUACAUUCAAAGGUUAGUUUGGUAAACAUUUCCCGAGAUCUGCUGUUGGCGUACCAGAGUCUUGGGGUGGUGUUUGGGGAUUUGAGCACGUCACCUCUUUAUGUCUAUCAAAGUAUAUUUGUGGACAAGUUGCGGAAGCAUCAAACUCCAGAUGCAAUAUUUGGCGCCUUCUCAUUGAUCUUUUGGACACUUACGCUGAUGCCUUUGCUCAAAUAUGUAGUCGUCGUGCUUAGUGCAGAUGACAAUGGUGAAGGUGGGAGCUUUGCUCUAUACUCUCUGCUCUGUAGACAUGCAAAACUUAAUCUACUUCCCAAUCAACAAGCUGCUGAUGAGGAGCUAUCUACUUACAAAUAUGGCUCCACUAGGCUUUCUGCGUCAUCUUUACCAUUGAAGCGGUUUAUAGAGAGGCAUAAAAAGGCACGGACGGUUUUAUUCCUUGUUGUAUUGCUAGGGGCUAGCAUGGUCAUUGGUGAUGGUGUGCUCACUCCUGCAAUAUCAGUUUUAUCAUCAGUUUGUGGGAUUCAAGAUGCUGCUGAAAGCUUGCCUAAUGGUGCUGUCCUACUCAUUACUUGCGUUAUAUUGGUUGGUCUAUUUGCUCUUCAGCAUGUUGGUACCCACAGAGUAGCUUUCUUGUUUGCACCAAUAGUAACAAUCUGGUUAAUUUCAAUUUUUUCCCUUGGGUUGUACAAUACAAUAGUCUGGAAUCCAAAAAUUGUCUCCGCUCUUUCUCCGUAUUAUGUCAUCAAGUUUUUUCGGGAUACCGGAAAAGAUGGAUGGAUUUCUCUUGGAGGAGUGCUUCUAUCUGUAACAGGGACUGAAGCAAUGUUUGCAAAUCUUGGCCAUUUCAAUUCUUUCUCAACGAGGCUUGCAUUUGUAUUUGGUGUGUAUCCUUGUUUAGUGGUACAAUACAUGGGGCAGGCUGCUUUUCUGUCGAAAAACAUUGCUUCAGUACCAAAUAGUUUUUACGAUUCAGUUCCUGAUGGUGCACACUGGCCAGUUUUUGUUAUUGCCACCCUUGUAGCUAUUGUUGCCAGUCAGUCAAUUAUCACUGCUACGUUCUCUAUCAUCAAGCAAUGUAAUGCACUUGGAUGCUUCCCAAGAGUCAAGAUUGUUCACACGUCAAAGCAUAUCUACGGCCAGAUUUAUAUACCCGAAAUAAAUUGGAUAUUAAUGAUUCUCACUCUGUUAGUGGCCAUUGGUUUCCAGGAUGUAACUUUAAUUGGAAAUGCAUAUGGACUAGCAUGCAUGACAGUAAUGUUCAUCACGACGUUUCUGAUGUCACUCAUCAUCGUGUUUGUCUGGGGAAGAAAUCCCAUAUAUGCCGCCGCCUUCCUCCUCUUCUUUUGUUUCAUUGAACUCGUCUACCUUUCAGCAUCAGUCAUUAAAAUCCCUCAGGGUGGAUGGGUAUCUCUCGUCCUCUCCCUAGUAUUCUUGUUUGUCAUGUUCGUCUGGCACUAUGGGACCCGCAAGAAGUACACAUUCGAUCUCCACAACAAAGUCCCACUGAAAUGGCUGCUCGGUCUAGGACCCACACUCGGCAUCGUCCGAGUCCCAGGGAUUGGCCUCGUUUACUCAGAACUAGCAACAGGAGUCCCCUCCAUAUUCUCCCACUUCGUGACUAACCUUCCUGCCUUUCACAGUGUACUCGUUUUUGUGUGUGUGAAGUAUGUCCCCAUCCCUUACGUUUCAUCCGAGGAACGGUUCCUUAUUGGACGGGUCUGCCCGAGACCAUACCGUAUGUACCGGUGCAUCAUUAGGUACGGGUACAAGGACACACAGAGAAACGAUGGAGACUUUGAGAAUCAGCUUAUACACAGCAUAGCAGCUUUCAUUCAGAUGGAGUCCAUCGAACCUCAGGUAUCAAGCUCUGAGAGUUCUUCUUUUGAUGGGAGGAUGGCAGUUAUAAGCAGCACUCAGUCUGGCGGCUCAGCAUUGAUGGUUGUACGUGAUGACAAAGAAAAUCUGCAAAUCAGCAGCAGCAGCAAAUCAGCAACCCUUCAGAGCCUGAGGUCUGCUUACGAUGACGAGAACUUGCUAGUUAGGAGACGGCGGGUGAGGUUUGAGUUGGUUGAUGGGCCCACAAUGGAUGUGGCGGUUAAAGAGGAGCUUAGGGAGUUGAUUAAGGCAAAGGAAGCAGGGGUGGCGUACAUAUUGGGACACUCUUACGUGAAGGCGAGGAGGUCGUCGCCGUUUUUGAAGAAGUAUGUGAUUGAUAUUGCGUAUUCAUUUCUGAGAAAGAAUUGCAGGGGGCCGUCAGUGGCACUUAAUAUUCCCCACAUUAGCCAAAUUGAAGUUGGGAUGAUUUAUUAUGUGUAAUCAGAGGAGAAUGCAUGCUUUCUUAGGUGCAUUUCUGUCUACUACACACUACUCAUGAAAGAUUGUUGUGUAUGUAUUAUUUGCUUUGCAGCCAUGCAUCCUUGCCUUCUUUGAUGAGACUUGUGUGAGCUUUCAUUCCACCUCUUUUGUGUAUAGGGAUAUUUUUAUCUGUAGCUUCGGUGACUGCAAGUCACUUGGUAAGUUUCAAUACCAAACAAGCUUCUCUUUUUGUAUGAAGUAAAUAAAAUGUCAUUAUCCUUGGUUCUUUAUUUGUAUUGCACUUCAAGGGCUUUGAAUUUGUUUCUGGUUGUGAUGCAUCAUGCAAGGAAGCUGUUAUAAAAAUUUCAAGAAACAUUGAAAAAUCUCAG